UGGCGGGGACGCGAGCGGUGGCCGCGGGGAGCAGGGCAGGCGUCUGGGGGGCCGCAGCCUUCCGAGGGCCAGCCGUCGCCGAGCCUGGGGCUGGGUCCGAGUCGUGGCGAGGCGGCAGCCCCGCGCACACCAAAGAGGAGCCGACUGUGGUGACAGCGGCGGCCCCAGCCAUGCUGUGCUAUGUGACGAGGCCGGACGCGGUGCUGAUGGAAGUGGAGGUGGAGGCGAAAGCCAACGGCGAGGACUGCCUCAACCAGGUGUGCAGGAGAUUGGGAAUCAUAGAAGUUGAUUACUUUGGACUGCAGUUUACUGGUAGCAAAGGUGAAAAUUUAUGGCUGAAUCUGAGAAACCGGAUCUCUCAACAGAUGGAUGGGCUAGCCCCUUACCGGCUUAAACUGAGAGUCAAGUUUUUCGUGGAGCCUCAUCUCAUCCUACAGGAGCAGACUAGGCACAUUUUUUUCUUACACAUCAAGGAGGCCCUCUUGGCAGGCCACCUCCUUUGCUCUCCAGAGCAGGCAGUGGAACUCAGUGCCCUCCUGGCCCAGACCAAGUUUGGGGACUACAACCAGAACACUGCCAAGUACAACUACGAGGAGCUGUGUGCAAAGGAGCUCUCCAGUGCUGCCUUAAACAGCAUUGUGGCAAAGCAUAAGGAGUUGGAGGGGACCAGCCAGGCUUCUGCUGAAUACCAAGUUUUGCAGAUUGUGUCAGCAAUGGAAAACUAUGGCAUAGAGUGGCAUUCUGUGAGGGACAGUGAAGGGCAGAAACUCCUCAUUGGGGUUGGACCUGAAGGAAUCUCAAUUUGUAAAGAUGACUUUAGCCCAAUUAACAGGAUAGCUUAUCCUGUGGUGCAGAUGGCCACCCAGUCAGGAAAGAACGUGUACUUGACAGUCACCAAGGAGUCUGGGAACAGCAUCGUGCUGCUGUUUAAAAUGAUCAGCACCAGGGCGGCCAGCGGGCUGUACCGAGCGAUAACUGAAACGCAUGCUUUCUACAGGUGUGACACGGUGACUAAUGCCGUCAUGAUGCAGUAUAGUCGCGACUUGAAGGGCCACUUGGCGUCUCUGUUUCUGAAUGAGAACAUUAACCUUGGCAAGAAGUAUGUCUUCGAUAUUAAAAGAACAUCAAAGGAGGUAUAUGACCAUGCCAGGAGGGCACUCUACAAUGCUGGCAUUGUGGACCUUGUUUCUAGAAGUGACCAGAGCCCUCCAAACUCUCCUCUGAAGUCCUCAGAGAGCAGCCUGAACUGCAGCAGCUGUGAGGGCCUCAGCUGCCAGCAGACCAGGGCGCUGCAGGAGAAGCUGCGCAAGCUGAAGGAAGCCAUGCUGUGCAUGGUGUGCUGCGAGGAGGAGAUCAACUCCACCUUCUGUCCUUGUGGCCACACUGUGUGCUGUGAGAGCUGUGCUGCCCAGCUGCAGUCGUGCCCCGUCUGCAGGUCGCGUGUAGAACACGUCCAGCACGUCUAUCUGCCCACCCACACCAGUCUUCUCAAUCUAACUGUGAUCUGAUUGUUGUGCGUUUGUUGGACUUGCCAUGUUUCCAUAAACUGCACUAUUACAAACUAUAAAACUGAUAGAUUGUGGAGAAAGUAAUUCUUCCAACACCCAUCUGCCAUGCGACAUUAGGAAAAAAAAGGAAGAAAAAUAACAAUACAGUUACUCCUCACCGCAAAAACACAUCCAUGCGUAGAACCAACAGCUCCGGUGUGGGGACCAGGAAGAGCUCUCAGACAAAGGCACAUUUCCUUGGACUUUCAUUUUUUUAUGAUCAAAUAAAGGAAUAGGUAAAAUCUU
Cynocephalus volans (Philippine flying lemur) is the source of this 1793-nucleotide messenger RNA. It is a transcript of the gene MYLIP, whose product is annotated as myosin regulatory light chain interacting protein. Gene Ontology annotation, molecular function: ubiquitin-protein transferase activity; cytoskeletal protein binding. Gene Ontology annotation, biological process: ubiquitin-dependent protein catabolic process. Lineage: Eukaryota; Metazoa; Chordata; Mammalia; Dermoptera; Cynocephalidae. The coding region runs from base 171 to 1508 and encodes 445 amino acids. The record is from RefSeq and is a predicted model, not a curated record. Gene Ontology annotation, cellular component: cytoskeleton. The transcript has 7 exons.